GCGGCAUGGCGCUGCUCUGGCGGCUCGGGCUGCUCUUGGCUUCGUGCGGCGGCUUCGGCGAGCCCCGGUCGGCGCCGGGACGUGGCGGCCCCGUCCCGGGAGCGGGUAGCGGUGCCUGGGGGCAAGGGGGAGACCGGACCUGCUCCUGGACCAUCGUGCCAAAGGUCCUGCAGGGCGAGAAGCACAUCAGCCUGAAGCGAGCCAUGAUGGGGCAGAAGGGGUUCCCCACCUGGCUGCAGGUUGUUCUGGAGGUUGAAGGAGAGCACCUUCAGUUGGAUUUGGUACAGAAUUGGGAGCUGCUGGCAGGCACCCGAGGACUUGUCUAUUACCUUCACGACGGGACGCGGGCAACGCACCAAACGGCCGCAGAGGGCAACUGCUGUUACCGGGGCGAUGUCGUGGGGUACCCCGAUGGGUGGGCGAACAUCUGUCUUUGCUCCGGUCUAAGCGGCUUCCUUGUCGUGUCCAGCGACAGAAGCUACAGUCUCGAAUCCAGCGACGAGGAGAGGACAAGGAUCUACCGCCUCGAGGCCGUCCGGCAAGGGACGGGUGAAUGCAAGGCUGUCUCCCUGUCGCAGGGCCAGCAUCAUCCGCAGAGAAAAGCAGAGCAAACGGUCCUACAUAGGGCUAAACGAGAGACAGAACCGGAGCAUGGAUAUGUGGAACUGGUGAUAGUGGCCAACCUGGCCGAGUUCAAGUUGGAUCCUGACAUCAACCGGACGCAGAUACGGAUGCUAGAAAUUGUAAGCCACAUGGACGGGUUUUUUCGGACGCUGGACCUGCGGGUGGCAUUUGUCGGCUGCGAGGUCUGGACCGACAGGGACCACGUGGCAACGAGCGGGCCUCUUCGGGAGGUGCUGGAGCGGUUCCUGCAGUGGAGGCAGAAGGAGCUGCUGCCCCGGAUCCCCCACGACAACGCCCAGCUCAUCAUCGGUUCCCCGUUCCGGGGCGGCUUGAUCGGGGCCUCCACGCAGGGCUCCAUCUGCUCCGGGCGCUCAGGUGGAGUCACCAUGGACUACUCCGUCAGCCCCUUGGCGAUGGCCUCCGCGCUCUCCCACCAGCUCGGCCACAACCUCGGCCUCAACCACGACGGCGCUGGCUGCGGGUGCGACGGCUCCAGCCCGAAGCUGCCCCCGGGGCACAGCUGCAUCAUGGAGCCGCUGACCGGGAUGACCCCCGGGCUGAGCUUCAGCAGCUGCAGCCAGUGGCGCAUCGAGCAAGUCCUGCAGAGCGACCGGGCCUGGUGCCUGCGGGAGGAGCCGGAUCCGGCCCGCCUCGUGGGCCCGUUCUGCGGCAACCGGAUCGUGGAGUCCUCGGAAGAAUGCGACUGCGGCCUGCGGCUGGAGUGUGCGGACCCCUGUUGCAAUGCAACCACCUGCAAGCUGAUGCCCGGGGCGCAGUGUGCCACCGGGCAAGCCUGUUGCCACGAGUGCAAGAUCCGCAGCGCUGGAUUUGUCUGCCGGGAAGCCCAGAACGACUGCGACCUCCCGGAAUUCUGCAGCGGGGUGUCCCCGCGCUGCCCCGCCAAUUUCCACAAGCAGGAUGGGACCCCGUGUGAGGAGGGGACGGCCGUCUGCUACAACGGGAUCUGCCCCACUUACCUGAGCCAGUGUCAAGAAUUUUGGGGCUCAGAUUCGGUCCCUGUCUCGGAUGCCUGUGUAGCUUCGCUGAACAGGAGAGGCGAUGCGGAGGGUCACUGUGGGCAGCAGGCCAACGGCUCCUACAUCCCAUGUGCAAAAAGUGACGUGUGGUGUGGGCAACUCCAGUGCCAGGGCGGUGGCAGCGCCGGUGCCAAAAAACAGAACGGGAAGGCCCAGGGGCCGGCCUGCCUGCACAACACCCCAACGCCCGUCGCAGACGUCCUCGAUCUGGCGAUGGUGCUGCCCGGCACAGCCUGCGGCCCCAGCAAGGUCUGCGUCGAGAAGCGCUGUCGGCCCCUCUCCUCCUUGAAGCUGCCGGCGUGCCAGUGCAACGGACACGGGGUCUGCAACAACGAAGGGCACUGCCAUUGCCAGCCGGGCUGGGCGCCCCCGGAUUGCCGGAGUGCCGGACUCGGGGGCAGCGUGGACGGUGGCUCCCCUGCCGCAGAGCAAGCUGGCACCGCCACCUCGACCGCCCUCCUGCUGACAGCCCUCUCCCUCGCCCUGGUCCUCGCCGUCGGAUUCUGCUGCGCCAGGCGGGUCGGCCUCUACAAGCGUCUCUGCCAGUUCAGCAAAGGCACGAGCUGCCAGUACAGAAAUGAGGCAGAGUCGCGGGUGCGAUUUAUCCGUCCGGCUGAACCAAGAGGGAUCACGCAGCCGGAAGGCCAGAGCUACAGUCACGCCCCUCCAGAGCGCCCGCGUCCCCCACGGUGGAGGCCGAACACCGAAAUGCAGCUUGUGCCAAGCUCUAAGCCAGCUGCUGCUCUCGAUGCCCCGUGGCCCAAGCCACCGUCCAAGCCUCUUCCGCCUGACCCCAUCCCAAAGAGUCAACAGACCUUGGCCGCGGACAGGCCUGCGCCCCCCACCCGCCCGUUGCCUGCCGAUCCCAUUCCCAAAAGCGCUCAGCCCCGCAGUGCCGCCAGGCCUUUGCCUCCCCGGAAGCCGCUGCCUUCGGACCCCCCCCGGGCCGAGACAGGUGCCGCCCCCGGCUGCAGUCCUCAGGUCCAGAUGCUGCCAUCCAGGCCAGCUCCACCACCGCCUCCUGCAGCCUCCGGCUCUUCAACGCACGUUCACAAGAUCUGACCCGGCCUGCCAGGCUGAAGGCUCCAAGCCUGCCUCUCUCCGGCCGGACCAGCCGGCAGGGACGACGGCCGCCGUUUCUCAGCACUGGCUUUGACGGCUUCGGGUGUGGAUUUCGUGGCGGUCUCUGGGCCUCCCUGGCGAGGUCGGUGUGGGAGCCUCUCCUGCACCUCUGCCUCUUCCCCUGACCGGGCGUCACACUCCGUAACUUGGCCGAAGCACUGCCACAGCGGCUCGCAAUUCCUCUGCCCGGCGCCGGCUUUGAAUCGGGACACAGGGAAUUCUGGGAAAGUCUUUGCACUGGGAAUGAAGGGACGAGAGCCCUGGAUGACGUGUGCAUGCUCGCGUGUGUGUUUGUGUGUGAGUGAGAGAGAGAGAGAGGACAAGGGCGCGUGUUGCGAGUGUGUGAGGGAGGCCAUUCCCAAAGCCCAAAAUUUGGGGGUUAGGGCUUGAGGCAACUUUUUCUGCAUAAAAACAAACAUCUCCAUUUCUUUCUGUGCCUCUUGCUUUUGAACACUUUAUCCUGGAUGGGGAAUGCCUGCCCAUAAUAAAUAAUGUUCAUUUAUUCUCCUCCUCUUUGCUUUCUGGAAGGAACUCAAGGCAGCGUGCCUGGUGGUCGCCGUCUCUGUUUUCUCUUCACAACAUCCCAGUGAGGUAGAUUUGGCCAAGACUCGGUGCCUGGAUCGUGGUGAACGCUGCGGCCGACCCGAUGUCCUCGGCCCUAGUCCAACCCUCGGACCUCAGGGGUCCGGUGAGGAUCGAGCACCAUGGAAGUAGCUAAAAGAAAGGCACUUUGCUCCUUGUGGAGCUGUUAAAAAUCCCAGAGGUCUGGUCCUAACAGCUCUGGAAUUAUUUUAAUUUCUGUAUUUCCAUAUUUCAUUGCUUUUCCUGCAAAGGAACCGAUGUGUAAUCCUCGUCUUUGGCUUCUAACACCUGCUCUUCUAUGCUUUCUUCUCCAUUCUUUUUUUUUUCUAUUUCAUCUCCGUUCUUUUCCUGCUUCCUUCAUCAGAAUCUUUCCACAACAGCAUCUGCCUUUUUUAGUUCAUUAGAAAAACUUCAUGUGUUGUAACCCCAUCAUAAAGUUACGUGUGCCCCCCCCCCCCCAGUGCAUAAAUUCCAGGGCAGUAGAGUUUUUUGGUGCUUUGCAAUGCUUUCCUUUGAUUUUAGACCGGCGGAUGGAGGGUAGGGGAAAGCCAGCGUGUCCUCGUGGUCUCUGGGACUCGGGAGACACCAUUUCCUGGACACCUGGAGCUCACUUUGGGUCCGCCACUGACUCCCAGCCUCACCUGCCACGAAGGGUGGCUUUGAGGAGCUUGGCAAGUCCCCUUGGGGUUCCUUGUAGGAGACAAAGGGGGGCAGAAAUGUGAUACAUUGAAGUGCCCCACAGUGGCAGCGUUCCGGAGGGUGGGAAGCCCUCGAUAAAGCCCCUUCAUUGGGCUUCUGCUGGGAUACCCAAACCUUAGCGCUGGCCCUGAUUGGUUGCUCCGGAUCAAAACCGGCACCCUGAAAUGGCGCUUCCUUGCACAGGCUGGAUUUCACCCCUCCCAUUUGCAAGAAACAGUCUUUCCUUCAACACAGAUCUGGUGCCAGUGAUGGAAAUCCAUAAAUAUAUUUCAGAUUGUGUGAAUAUAUAUAUGGAUUGGAAGCAUUUUUUUGCCUCUGCUCAGCCGGGAGGACAUCCAAAGCCUCUUAGGUACAAUCCAUCAAACCGGACAAUCGCCAUCUACAGCUCACAAUCUCAAAAGACACGGCACGCAAGGAACAAGGAACGGGGAGGGAAGAGGGGAAACAGCGAUUUCGGCAGAGCUGGAGGCAUGGCUGGAGGCAACCCCUGAGCACAACGCGUUGCACCCGCUUCAACCCGGACCGGAAUUCAACAUUUCAGAAAAUGGCCAGUUUCUGUUUGGACCGGCUCUGUCCAGGUCAGCCGUGUGUGGAACCCAGGCAGAAGUUCAGAGAUCCAAGGCAUCCAGCUCUCCAUGGACUCUCCUGGCAUUUCCGAAACGGCUGUAUUUUCCUCCCACCAUCUUCGCUGCAGCCACAGAAGUGCCUAGAGAAGGAAGAACCAGAUGGGUACGGCUGUGCACCUCCUGGAUGUUGAUAUUACUCACUUGCAUGUCCUAAUGCAUGUUAGAAGAUCUAUUACUGCUUUCUCCUGCCAAGGGGUAAUCGGGUUAGCCUGCGUUGUGGCAAAGACAACAAAAAUUCUUCUGUCGGGGCCUGGAAGACAAAUUUAUCUGAGCUCGCGUUUUCGUGAGCUUCAGCCCACUUCAUCAGAUGCACGCCGUUUGCCAAGACUGAUAGCUUUUCACUCCGUUUUGCUAAAUUGGGUGUCUCUGAUUAAAUUUACGCCAUAAGUAA
Molecule: messenger RNA, 5081 nt
Organism: Varanus komodoensis (Komodo dragon)
Lineage: Eukaryota; Metazoa; Chordata; Lepidosauria; Squamata; Varanidae
Gene: ADAM15
Product: ADAM metallopeptidase domain 15
Exons: 25
Coding region: 6-2723 (905 amino acids)
Biological process (GO): innate immune response; integrin-mediated signaling pathway; proteolysis
Molecular function (GO): integrin binding; metalloendopeptidase activity
Source: RefSeq, a predicted model, not a curated record